GAAAAAGGGAUCUAAGAAUCGAGAAUGAGACUGUGUACACUUUGCCAGAAGGAGCGUGCGGUACUCAAACGGCCAAAGACUGGUCAGCAGAUUUGCAGAAACUGUUUCUAUGCAGUCUUUGAAACAGAGGUGCACAAUACAAUACAAGAGAAUGAACUUUUCAAACGGGGUGAUAAGGUGGCUAUUGCAGCGUCAGGAGGCAAAGAUUCUACGGUGCUGGCUCAUGUCAUGACCACGCUUAAUGAGCGUUACGGAUAUGGUUUGGACCUGUUCCUUCUUUCGGUGGACGAGGGUAUUACCGGAUACAGAGACGACUCCUUGGAGACUGUUAAAAGAAACGAACAGCAGUAUAAGAUACCUCUCAAGAUUGUCUCAUAUGAAGAACUUUACGGAUGGAGCAUGGAUGCCAUCGUGAAGGAAAUUGGAAUGAAGAACAACUGCACGUUCUGUGGAGUGUUCCGACGUCAAGCGCUAGAUAGGGGGGCUGCAUUACUGCAAGUUGAUCAUAUUGUAACGGGACAUAAUGCGGAUGAUAUUGCUGAGACGGUGCUAAUGAAUAUUCUGCGAGGGGACUUUUCCCGGCUUCAGCGAUGUACUGCGAUUCGUACUGCGACCAAUGAAACCAUCCCCCGGUCAAAGCCUUUCAAAUACACCUAUGAGAAAGAAAUUGUGAUGUAUGCAUACUUUAAAAAGCUCGACUAUUUCUCGACAGAGUGCAUAUACUCGCCAAAUGCAUAUCGAGGAUACGCACGUGCGUUCUUGAAAGAUUUAGAGUCAAUACGGCCCAGCGCGAUUAUGGAUAUCAUUCACUCCGGGGAGGCCUGGGAAUCGAAAAUUGAAGUUAAAGUCAAUACGCCUGUCGAUGGACGAGUGAUUGUCGGUUCCUGUGAACGAUGUGGCUACAUGUCUAGUAAUAAACUAUGCAAGGCAUGUGUAUUAUUGGAGGGUCUCAACAAAGGGCUGCCAAAAUUGGCAAUUGGAAAUUCGACCAAAUAUAAAAGGGAACAAGACAAGCGGGACGCGUCGGCAAGAGCGCGAGUGUGUGAUCCAGCAACACCAUCAGGACGCUCACCCAGCUAGGAAAAGUGUGAAGAUUAUGUAUAGUUAUUCAGCAUAUUCCAUAGAUCGCCGACCCCAACUCGGGUCACUGGCGCACUAGGCAUGUAGUUAGCAGAGACGGUUUGAGUGGAAGUAGUGAUACAGCUGUAGGAAGGAACGAUUUUGCGCGUGGAUAUGGUCAGGUUCACGUCGUAUCCCUCGGCUGACGCAUAUACAAUAAUGGAGCUGUUUCUGUCACUACCUCGUUCAUCUCAUGUAUCAAAUCUCAUAGCCCUCAAUCUGAAAAGACUAUAGAAGAG
Messenger RNA from Spizellomyces punctatus DAOM BR117, 1358 nucleotides. RefSeq names its product cytoplasmic tRNA 2-thiolation protein 1. Gene Ontology annotation, biological process: tRNA wobble position uridine thiolation. Gene Ontology annotation, molecular function: tRNA binding. Gene Ontology annotation, cellular component: cytosolic tRNA wobble base thiouridylase complex; mitochondrion. Bases 25 to 1080 code for a protein of 351 amino acids. NCBI's taxonomy places the organism in Eukaryota, Fungi, Chytridiomycota, Chytridiomycetes, Spizellomycetales, Spizellomycetaceae. The transcript is spliced from 8 exons. The record is from RefSeq and is a predicted model, not a curated record.